This is a messenger RNA of Daphnia pulex (common water flea), 765 nucleotides long. RefSeq lists its product as uncharacterized. The coding region runs from base 1 to 765 and encodes 254 amino acids. The transcript has a single exon. The record is from RefSeq and is a predicted model, not a curated record. NCBI's taxonomy places the organism in Eukaryota, Metazoa, Arthropoda, Branchiopoda, Diplostraca, Daphniidae.
AUGAUCAAAUACAACGACUCGAAGACUGAAGUCAUGUUGGUGUACUCCAAGCAUGUGGGUGUUGAACCUGCUCCUUAUUUCCUGACUGUUGGCGACGCUGAUAUUCGACCGGUCUCUACAGUGAGAAGUCUUGGUGUGAUACUUGACUCGCACCUCACCAUGGAUGCUCAAGUUCGUUCGGCUUGCAAGAAGGCUUUCUACCAUUUGAGGAGAAUUUCUCAAAUAAGAAAAUUCCUCACCGAGUCCGCACUUACUCAACUUAUUCAUGCCUUUGUCAUCACUCAACUAGACUACUGCAACUCUCUCCUAGUGGGACUGCCGAAGUCAUCACCAGAUCGUCUCCAGCGUGUCCAGAAUGCAGCGGCUCGUCUCAUCAAAGGCGCGAAAAAGUGCGACCCGAUUUCUCCUAUUCUCCUAGAUCUCCAUUGGCUCCCUAUUGCAUUUCGAAUUGAUUUCAAAAUUACGCUGCUCACGUAUUGUUGUCUACACUGUCUGGCUCCUCGUUACUUGUCGUCCCUCCUCCGUCUACCUGUCUCCUCUCGCUUGGCCUGUGAUAGACUAAUUUCAAUGAAGUCCCGUACCAAUACUUAUGGCUGCCGCUCCUUCAAGACGUAUGCUCCCCAGCUUUGGAAUUCUCUUCCUCAGAAUGUCCGUAUUGCGUCUUCCCUAGCCCAGUUCCGCUCUCGCCUGAAGACCCAUUUAAUAACUGUUGCAUUUAGAGAUGUAAUUGAUCAACGUGCUCGUCGGGAAAGAAAGCGCCUUUGA